Paramacrobiotus metropolitanus is the source of this 1918-nucleotide messenger RNA. RefSeq lists its product as uncharacterized. Gene Ontology annotation, molecular function: protein binding. Lineage: Eukaryota; Metazoa; Tardigrada; Eutardigrada; Parachela; Macrobiotidae. The record is from RefSeq and is a predicted model, not a curated record. The transcript is spliced from 3 exons. The coding region runs from base 90 to 1754 and encodes 554 amino acids.
UUUGCAGUUUCUCUGACUACGCCUCCUUGAGCACUCUGUUCAAAUUUGAAAAUUUUGUGAACAGAAGCGCUGCUCCAUAGUUGGCCAGUAUGUGCACCAUCUACAACCGUCCUGAGGAGAUCUACGCGUGGAACGCGGUGGACGUGCGCGACAGCAGUGGUGUAAUGCAUCACGGCAGAAUCAUCAACGUGGUGAGUAACGGCCUAAUCGUAGAUUUCGCCUGCCCCGGACGACGGGCCGAUCUGGUGGAGUACAGUACCGCAUUCCGUUGUCUUCGCAACGUGUACAUCACCCUCACCGAUGACAACGCCUGCGCACUGCAGCACUAUAUUGCCGUUGAGCGCUACCAAGAAGCCGACCCACAGAAUGUGGAACUGCAGGUGUUGGCCCGUGUAGAUGCCAACCACCCCUGGACGUGGUACCCCGUCGAAUUGAUCUACCCGCGAUUAUUCUGGCAGCGCUACCUUUUUGUGGAAAUCCGCUUGGGCGAGGGGCGCGUGGUGCGGCAGAUGAUACGGGCGCAUUCCGUGCGCUGGCGCCUUGUGCACCCCAUCCCCUCCGAGAAGGCAUGCGUCAUCGAGCCCUACAUGUUCGUUGCGUGCGGCCUGCCGUUGCCCGCUGACUACUGGGGCGGCGAGCCCGUUGCCGCGCCGCUGUGGGAUGCUUGGAAGGAGGCUGUCGAGGCGUCCCAGCAUGCCGUAUGGCCAGUGUGCGUCAUCGGGGGCAUGGUGGUGUUCCUGCACUGUUUAAUCGGCUGCCCGCUCACGUUGCAAACCACAGACUUGGACCAGUUACUGUCCGAAGCCAAGAGGCGGGUAGCUCAGCAGUCAGUCGCAGCGAUGACACCACCCCAGCCGUCCUGCGCCCCGCCUCAGUAUGAACCCUUGCCAGUGCUGCCGGCUGCCGUCGUAGACCACAUUUUUCACCUACUGGACAGCGCCCAGCGUGCCCGCUGUCGGCGGGUGUGUUCGCUGUGGAACGGUCUACUUGAGCAUCCGAACAAGGAAGUCAUCGUGGGAUUUUCUCAUCAGCGCUGCGUUGAUGAGCGCGGCAAAGCCAUCACUCCCCACGAGGCCGAGUGGCAGCGCUCUGCGUACAUGGUGGGGCUGAGUUUGUGGCGCUGUGUAACUGCCAGAACGGAGCGGAUUGUCAUUAGUAAUGCGACGUACCAGAGCGAUGUCAAUGAAGGCCUGGCUGACUGUCUGCGGCUAAUCGAGUACAUCCACAUGGAACUGCCGCCUAGCGGGACGACGCUGACACUCAUCGUGCACAAAUUCCACUGGAAUGUCCGCAAUUGGCGGAACAGUGGUCUGGAUUGUCUGGUGCCUAUGGUGAGAGUCAUCUGGAGGGACUGCACGUUCUCCGGUCCCGGCGAGCACUUCCAAUGGCAGCCCAUUGUAUACGGUGUCAGCCGCACGCGUGACGCGACACGGAGCGGGCGCGACGUGGGCCUGUUUGGCGUGGUGGAGGCCAGUCUGCCGGAACUUGGGGAAGAUGCCGCGCGGGUGUGGAACUGGAUAGCGGAUGCGGACUGCGAAGGAGCCGAUCCUGGGCAUCGCGAGCGCAUUUUUCAGGUUCUGGAAGACUGCCAGAGUUGGCACGAUAUUCGGGAUUUUUAUCCGGACGACAGUAUAACUUUGGGGGACGGGACGCUGGAAGUACUGCGAAAAUAUAGGUUGGCUGGUUUGAGCAAGCUGACGCAGUGCGGUCUGCAGCGUGAGAUGGUUCGCGGACAACCGGCUCGGGCUGAUUAAAGUUUUCUAGCCUCCACGCCCACCCGCGGACGGUGUUCGAAUGGCUGCAAUGGGUCUAUGGCGUUCUAUUAUGGGACUCCGUGAUCGAAGACAAAACAUUCGUAAAUCCCGUCGCAGCUGCGCUAAAAAUCUCCCGUUUGCCGUACUCCAAUUUUUUUUUGAGA